UGCACCCGGGAACAGGAAGAAAACAUCAGCUGACUCGCCUUCGUUGUGUCGAGCAGUUUUGUGUGACAGUUUAAAUUGAGUUGUUUAGUCACAUUUCACGUUCGUUUCACUUCCCCGCCUGUCAGUCCGAGCGACGUCAUGUUGCGACCGAAGGCGCUGACGCAGGUUCUCAGUCAGGCGAACACUAACGGAGUCCAGAGCACACUCCUACUGAAUAACGAAGGUUCACUCCUGGCCUACUCUGGGUAUGGGGACACUGACGCACGAGUGACAGCCGCCAUCGCAAGCAACAUCUGGGCAGCGUACGACAAGAACGGCCACCAGGCCUUCAAUGAAGACAAACUCAAAUUCAUACUCAUGGAUUGUAUGGAGGGACGAGUGGCCAUCACUCAUGUAGCCAACCUGCUGCUGUGCAUGUACGCCAAAGAGACGGUGGGCUUCGGAAUGCUUAAAGCCAAGGCGGAAGCACUGGUGCAGUACCUGGAGGAACCACUGACUCAAGUGGCUGCAUCAUAGUGAAGAAAUGUGCAUUACUUCCUUCUGCCUGGAAAAGAAAGCAUCAUGGGAUGUAGUACAUUCAUGGACUACUGUAACACAAAGUGCUUUGUGUGUGUGUGUGUGUGUGUGUGUGUGUGUGUGUGUGUGUGUGUGUGUGUGUGUGUGUGUGUGUGUGUGUGUGUGUGUGUGUGUGUGUGUGUGUGUGUGUGUGUGUGUGUUCUUGUGUUGAGGGGGAUAUUCAGUGUAUUUAUAAUCAUGGUAUUGGUGCAACUAACAGCUUGUGUGAGUUCUUAACUGUUUGUCUUCACUUAGUUUUGUCGGCUCUAAAAUUCCUCAGUUUGUCAGUAGGACGUUUGCGUGUGAAACUGCUGAAAUGAUUCCGCUAUCAGCUGCUUUCACGGUUAAUACGCUUAUUCACAGUUAUGCAGAGAAGUGGCCUAACACACACAUUAUGAGCUGGAUGGAAAGUUCAAUGUACAUGUCUGUCUGAUUUAAAUGCAGCAAAUCUUAAACCUGUCAAAUAAAAAUAAAAAAUUGCAUUAAUAUUU
Hippoglossus stenolepis (Pacific halibut) is the source of this 1046-nucleotide messenger RNA. It is a transcript of the gene lamtor2, whose product is annotated as late endosomal/lysosomal adaptor, MAPK and MTOR activator 2. Gene Ontology annotation, cellular component: Ragulator complex. NCBI's taxonomy places the organism in Eukaryota, Metazoa, Chordata, Actinopteri, Pleuronectiformes, Pleuronectidae. The transcript has 4 exons. Bases 139 to 516 code for a protein of 125 amino acids. Gene Ontology annotation, molecular function: molecular adaptor activity; guanyl-nucleotide exchange factor activity. Gene Ontology annotation, biological process: cellular response to amino acid stimulus; positive regulation of TOR signaling. The record is from RefSeq and is a predicted model, not a curated record.